Molecule: messenger RNA, 1441 nt
Organism: Syngnathoides biaculeatus (alligator pipefish)
Lineage: Eukaryota; Metazoa; Chordata; Actinopteri; Syngnathiformes; Syngnathidae
Gene: wdr73
Product: WD repeat domain 73
Exons: 8
Coding region: 98-1216 (372 amino acids)
Biological process (GO): cytoplasmic microtubule organization
Cellular component (GO): cytosol; spindle pole
Molecular function (GO): protein binding
Source: RefSeq, a predicted model, not a curated record
CAGCUUUAUGCGCUACAUCCGCCAGUCCACGGUGUGGCGCUGUAACCGAUGCGGCUAACCGGAAGAGAAGAGCCACAAAGGAGCACGGGCCGUCAAGAUGGACGAGUCUGAAUAUGACGAAAUUUUGGACGACUGGUUUAUUGAAUCGUUAAAAACUUACAGAGACCUUCAUGUUUACCAACUGGAGUUUCCCACCCGAGUCAUUGAGUGGACAUCAGGGAAAACCAUCUGUGUGGCAGGUUACAACAAGUCCACCAAAAAUGAAAUUUUGGAGCUGUGUUUGCCUCAAAAACUCUUUGCCGAAGAAAAUAAGGGUCUGUGCGCCGAGCGGGAUUUCAAAGUGCUCCACGGUGGAUUUUCCUCGGGCCCCGUCAGUGUCCUCAAACACGUCCCGGGAACGAGGCUGAUAGUGACCAACGACGGGCUGACCUCCGACCUGCAGGUGUGGAACCUCGGCGGCCACGACACCGACGUCAUUGCGAAGGCGGCGAGCGUCCGCGGCGCCGAGGGAAGCGGGGGCGGCGUCAAGAUGGCCGCACGACUGUCACCGGAACCGGAGGUUCUGCACGGUUGCCGGGUCUGCGACGUCAAGCUGACGCGACUCGGCACGGGACAGACGCUCUACCGGCUCGCGUCGGGCCGCGAGGAGCGUCUGACCCGUCUGCUCUUUCGGAGCGACGCCGUCUUCCUGGCCGCCUGCGCCACCGGCGACGUUCUCACCGUGGACACGCGGACGUCGCGUCCUCCGCAGGUGGCGCCCGCUCCGGAUUCCGACGCGUGGUGGACGGACGCCUCCGAGUCCGGGCUGGUCCGCGUGUCGGCGUCCGGGCGGGCGGCGCUGUCGGACCCGAGGAACCCGGCGGGCGUCGUGCGCCGGGCUCGGCUGGCCGCGGGGACGUCGCGUCGCCGCCCCGAUGACGUCGACGUGUCGUGGGCGCCGGCGCUGGACGGCGCCAUCUCUCUGUCAGGUUUCGACGGCACGGUCCAAAUCUUCGACACGUCCUCGUGGGGGUCGGAACCCCGCGACGCCGAUCCGCUGUUCGAGCACCGCGGCCACGCCGUUUGCUCGCCGCGGUCGUCGGUCGAGGCCGAAGGGGGCGCCGUCGGGGUCAGCGGCCACGUUUGGCAUCCCAAAGAGUCCAGGACGCUGGUGUCUGCCGCCACCGACGCGUCCCUGCACGUGUGGGACUGGAUCGACGCUGGAGCGACGCGCUAACUUUUUGCCGUUUGGCUUCAGAUGAAUUUGAAAUUUGAAAUGAAACGACGUUUGAGUCUGGAUGGUGCUCUUUGUUAAUGUUCUUAUCACAGGAGGCGUGCGUGGCAUCUGUAAAGCUGACAUUUUUGUUACCUGGCAGUGAAGGAUAAAUGGAAAGUGGUGAUGUGUAAAAAAAAAAAAAAAAGAUUUAAGAUUAUAUUUAAGAGCAAAUUAGUUAUCAACAAA